UAUUUUCUUUUUUUACAGAGACCUCUGUGUGCCUGAGUCCCUGCAUUGUGUGGCUGCUCACUGGAAUCACAGAUUCAAUACACAGAGAUCCUUAACAGGAUUUGGAAUUGGAGGAAAGAUGAUCCCCAGCCAGCCCUGCUGAGCCACAGGAUGGGGCCAGAUGUCCCCCUGCUCAAUGACUACAAGCAGGAGUUCUUCCUGAAGCGCUUCCCUCAGACCCUGCUGGGAGGCCCCAGGUUCAAAUUAGGCUACUGUGCCCCUCCCUACAUCUAUGUGAACCAGAUCAUCCUUUUCCUGACCCCAUGGCUCUGGGGAGGAGUGGGGACACUGCUGUACCAGCUGGGGGUGAUGCAGGACUUGUGCACAGCAGCCCUGUCAGGAGGACUCAUGUUUGUUACUGCUCUUGCUCUUCAGAUGACAAACCUCUAUGCAAAGCAGAAAACAGUGACUGUAGAAAGAAUGCAAAUUCAGAGUACCCUGACAGAUGAAGAUGAGUUUGAAUUUUCCAGCUGUGUAGGUUCAGAGACAGUAAAAUUUAUUAUUCCUGGCAAGAAGUACAUAAUCAACACUGUAUUGCAUUCCCUUCUGGCAGGGGUGUUGUGUGGGCUGGGAACUUGGUAUUUGCUGCCAAACAGAAUAACCUUGUUAUACAGCAACAUUGGAGGAACUGUUGUGAUCUUUGUGUUUGGAUGGGUGACCAUAUGUAUAGGAGAGUAUUCAUUAAUCAUAAACACAGCCACUGAAACAGCCACUUUCCAAGCACUGGAUACUUAUGAAAUCACUGCUCUGAUGAGACCUUUCUACAUUUUUGUCUUUAUUGCAGUGGAUCUUGCAUGCAGGUUUGCUGUCAACGCACCCAUUCUAGAGCAGACAAACCAGAUUUUGCACAUCCUGUUUCUUUUUCUGCCAUUCUUGUGGGCAAUGGGAAUUCUGCCCCCACUUGAUGCACUUUUUCUCUGGGGAAUGGAACAACUGUUGGAGUUUGGACUAGGAGGUUCACCAAUGUCAAGUAACACCAAGUUGUUAGUAAUGUUUCUCAUUUCUGCUGGAACAGCAAUAGCAUCGUAUUUCAUUCCCAGCCCCCUCGGUGUGAUCCUCUUCAUGACUGGAUUUGGGUUCAUACUGAGUCUUAACCUAAGUGAGAUUGGGUUUGCCUUCAAACACACCAUGAUCAGCCAUUUAGCCUCCAGCAAAGCUAAAAAUGCUCACAGAGGUCUUAGAUUACAAUUUGGGUGGAGGGAAUUUAUUUUCUAUGUGACUGUGUUGGCGUUUGCUCUCACAGAAGCAGGCCUGCUGCAUCAAUUUGCAGGCUCCUCAUCAUCUUCCCAAGGCAGACCCCAGGCCAUAGCAAGUUACAUUCUGAUCCUAUUACUUGUAAUGAUGUGGAUUCUUAGAGAGAUUCAGAGAGUUUACUUGUUUGGAGUCUUCAGAAACCCCUUUUACCCAAAGGAUGUCAGGACUGUGGCUGUGUUCAUGGAGAAGCAAAGAAGGCUAAUGAAAGUUGGUGUUGUCAGGAGGAUUUUACUAACACUAGUGUCUCCGUUUGCUAUGAUAGCAUUCCUGUCACUUGACCGUUCCCUACAAAACCUGCAUUCCGUGUCUGUUUCCAUUGGAUUCACAAGGAUGUUCAGGAUGGUCUGGCAAAAUACAGAAAAUGCCUUACUAGACAUGGUGGUUGUGUCAGCAGCACAAAUGUUGGUGGUUAAUCCAGACCUCUGGUGGAACAGUCUGUCUCUGCCUGGGUCUCAUUACUUGUGCCGCUUCCAGGACAGGCUGAUGUGGAUUUUGGUGCUGGAAAAAGGCUUCACAUACUGUGGUGUGAACAUUAAGGGGCUAGAACUGCAGGAAACAUCCUGCCAUGCUGCUGAAGCUCACAGAGUGGAUGAAAUUUUUGAAAUGGCCUUUGAACAGCAGGAGCACACAAGGAUUCUGUCUCCCAAUCCCCAUUUUGGGCACAUCCUGACUCCCUGUACUGUGGUUCCUGUGAGGCUCUAUUCUGAUGCCAGGAAUGUGUUAUCUGGAAUAAUUGAUUCCCAUGAGAAUUUAAAGCACCUGAAAGAUGAUUUUGUGAAAGUGCUUGUGUGGAUGCUUGUCCAGUAUUGUUAUAAAAAAUCCAAGACGUGGGAAAGCCCAGGCAGUGCCAACAGGAGCAAACAAGAAUCAUUUCCAGAAAAUCAGCACAGUGGAGCAGUGAAAGGAUGCAGAGCUCUGAGGGAAGAAGACAGCUUUAGUGUUGAUACAGUGGAGGACUGGACUGAUGAUGGUGACAUUUUUGAUUUUGAGCCCAGUAGCAGAACAAGAGACAGAAAAGAUGCUGGGCACUUGGGACUGACACCCAAAGUGCACCUGUCUAUUCCAGGGUCCAUAGAAACACAGAGCCAAGAUUUCCUACAAGAAUUGUCUCCAGAAGAUAAAUUAAACAGGACUGUGGUGCUUGGGCUGCCUGCUGUGGACAAAGGGAAGCAGCCAGAAGUUUUACCUCGUGUAGAAUUCAGUUGCUCUUACUCAGAGCUGCUGAGCAUCCCUGAAGAAUGGAGAACAGCACCAGUGCCUUCUUCCAAAGUCAGUGAAAUGAGGCAGAGGUUUCCUGAGGAAUGGUACCACUUUGUUCUGAGCCAGCUGGACUUUUUUCAUCUGCAAGAGAAGCCUUCCAGCUUGCUCACAGAGCUGAUGGAAGAUGAAGCUCUGAAGGAGCUGUACAUCCUGGGGGUGCUGUCGUGCUGCUUUGGUCUGUUUGGGCUGGACAACGCCGUGCCUGCCCCUCGCCACGUCUUCAGGGCCUACACGGGCGGCAUCCCCUGGUCUGCUGGCUUGGACUGGCUCACAGGCAAACCAGAGCUCUUCCAGCUGGCAUUAAAAGCAUUCAGAUACACCUUUAAACUCAUGCUGGACAAAGCCAGCCUGGGCCCAGUGGAGACCUUCAGAGAGCUGGUGAAUUACCUGGAGGGGUACGAAAGCGAUUGGUACAUUGGGCUGGUGUCAGACCUGGAGUGGCAGCAGGCAGUUCUGCAGGAAAAGCCAUACCUGUUCUCUCUGGGGCAUGACCCAAGCAUGGGAAUUUACACCGGGCGAGUCCUCACUCUGCAGGAGCUGCUGGUGCAGGUGGGAAAGCUCAAUGCUGAAGCUGUGAGGGGCCAGUGGGCCAACCUGUCCUGGGAGCUGCUCUACGCCACCAACGACGACGAGGAGCGCUACAGCAUCCAGGCACACCCGGCGCUGCUGCGCAACCUGACCGUGCAGGCGGCCGAGCCGCCCCUGGGCUACCCCGUCUACUCCUCACAGCUCCUGCAGCUGCCCCUCUUCUAGGCUGGGCUUUCUCAGUUCUGCAUCUUGCUGGUUUGUCUUUUUCCUCUGUGUGGGGCAGUCAGGUGUCCCCGCUGCCCUGUGUGCUGCAGAUCAGGUGUUACUCGCAGGGUGGCAGUGCCAGGCUGGUGAGUGUCCUUGGCACAAAGGUGGUGCUGGCCAGAGCCUGCAGCAGGCAGCAAGGUGGGGACUGGUUUCUUGCUGCUGAGAUACAAGACACCCUUGUGGCUGGUGAGCCACAUGCUGCAAUUCUCCACCUUAAAGAAAAGCAGCAUAAUUCUUAUCAUUACCAUAAUUCUGCUCAUUAACUAUUUUUGGUGCAUUCUGAUUUAUUUUUCCUUUUUUUUUUUUCCGUGGACAGGUGACCUGCACUGCCAGUCAGGUUAUGGCCUCUUGUAGUGUUGUCAACCCCAGAGUUGGCAACCAAAGUGUACAUAGGACUAUUUAUAUAAUUUUUUUUUUAUUCUGGCCAUAUUAUAUUGGACUGAGUUCAGUUCUAGCAUUUGUUAUAUGACUCUCACUGAUCUUCCUUAUGUGCAGUAAGUUAUCAGCCCUACUUUAACUAAGGGACAACUUUUACCAAACUACUUGUUUUGGUAAAAAGAAUUUUAUAUAAACCAGUGUGUGCUCUGACACAUUGAUAGCCUGGGUGACUUUAUUGAUGAAAGAAGUCAAUGUAUAUAAUUAGGGGACGGAGGAAAUUUUAAGAACAAAUGCUAUGAUUUCAUCUCCUUCUUCCAGUAUCCAUGUAUAUGAUAUAUAUAUCUGUUUACACACACACACACACACAUAUAUAUAUAUAUAUAUAUAUAUAUAUAUAUAUAUAUAUAUAUAUACAUAGAUGUUGUUACUUUCAGUCUUUCCCCACCUCCCUAACCAGUCUUCCACAAAUGCAGUGAGAGCUUCAUGAUGGGGAGGUGGCUGGAAAUCCAGCUGGAAGUAUUUAUUUUUUUAACCUCACUACAGGCUGGAGCAGACCUGGACAGCUGGUUUGUGAACAGGUCCCGGUCCAGUUUCCAGUGGUUCAUUUUUCCUGUUCACUACCACCAGUCUGAGCACAUAACUGUGUUUUCUCAUAGUACAGUGGUCACACUGUAGGCAGAUGCUGAGCAGGGAGUAGGUAAUUGUAUUUCCUACUCCUGCAGAAUCAAUUUAAAUCACACCUGCUCUGUAACUGAAGCAGUACUGGUUUGGAACACCCAGCCUUGUCAGGGUCCAAGCACAUUUAUUACUUUUACUCCUCACCUUUAAGACCUUUUUUCUCAUGUGAAAUUUGCCACAGAACCUUGUCCUGGGCUGCUGGCUGUUCCUUUAGGUAGUGGCCAGAAAUGGUUUUUAAAAACUAUGCAAUGGUGUGGUGAGUUUCUAAAGCAGGUUGGUGCCACACUGGGCCCUGAGCUGUGUGGAAAUACAGAGCCAGGACAGUGAUGUGGAAGGGGCUUAUAGAGAGCACCUAUUUCAGCUCCCUCUCACAAGGAGGCAGAUGUUUACUCUCAUUUAACACUUCCAGGGCAAGGAGUGUCAUGAGCUCCUCAAGCAGUUCCACUUCUCUGCUGCUCUUGCAGCAGCUGGAAAGUUGGAGCUAUUUCCUAAAUCUAAUUUACCCUCCCUUGUCCCAUUGUAAAUUUGUUACUACUCGUCUUCCAUAUGGUCACAGAAAAUUUAAUUAUAUUUUUUGCAGCAGUCCUUACUCAAAGAUGGCUGUAAUUUCUGCCCUCAUCCUUUGUCUUUUGUAAACUGAAUAAACCAGUUGAGAAAGAGCUGAA
Zonotrichia albicollis (white-throated sparrow) is the source of this 5069-nucleotide messenger RNA. Lineage: Eukaryota; Metazoa; Chordata; Aves; Passeriformes; Passerellidae. The record is from RefSeq and is a predicted model, not a curated record.